Messenger RNA from Raphanus sativus (radish), 1358 nucleotides. RefSeq lists its product as uncharacterized. The coding region runs from base 142 to 1080 and encodes 312 amino acids. Gene Ontology annotation, molecular function: lipase activity. Gene Ontology annotation, biological process: lipid storage. The record is from RefSeq and is a predicted model, not a curated record. Gene Ontology annotation, cellular component: lipid droplet. Lineage: Eukaryota; Viridiplantae; Streptophyta; Magnoliopsida; Brassicales; Brassicaceae. The transcript is spliced from 12 exons.
AAUUGCGGAAACAAACAAUGCGGUUUGGACUUCUUCUUCUUCUUGUAAGCUUCGGUAACUCCGUCUCUCCGCUGCUUUCUUCCUCCCAUCCGUGGUUCCAUUCUCCAAACUGUCUACUCCUGCCGUUGUAGAAGGAAAGAUAUGGAGAGUGAAAAUGAAUUGAUGAGCAAUGCUAAAACACAAGUUACUUCCAGAUUGUGCAGAGUUUCUGGUUUGAUGACUGAGAUAAUGGAAAUUAUAUCUGAUGAUCCCAAGUUCCAUGUAUUGUUCAUCCCGGGGAAUCCAGGUGUUGUGCCUUUUUACAAGGACUUUUUGAAGUCUUUAUACCAGUUUCUUGAUGGAAAUGCAUCUAUCACGGCUGUUGGCCAAAUAUCUCAGACGAGCAAGGACUGGGAGUCCGGGAGGCUGUUUUCGUUACAAGAACAAAUCGAUCAUAAGGUUGAUUUUAUCAGACAUGAGAUGGAGAGAGUAAAAGUUCCAAUAAUACUUGUUGCACACUCCAUUGGGUCUUAUAUAUCCCUUGACAUUUUAAGGACGUUCUCUGAAAAGGUGGUAUAUUGCAUUGGCUUAUAUCCAUUUCUGUCUCUCAACAAACAGUCAACAAAACAAUCACUAAUUGGAAAACUUGCAGCGUCUUCUGUUCUAUCCGCUACAGCAAGUUUUCUGAUUGCAUCACUGAGACUGCUACCUAUGUGGGCUGCACGUCGGCUUGUAUCUAACUCCCUUGGAGCUUCAUGGUCUGAUACUGCUGUUCAAGCUACUUGCACUCACUUGAGGCAGUAUCACACCAUGCGUAAUGUUCUCUAUAUGGCAAUGACAGAGUUUAGAGAGCUCGCAGCAGAGCCAGACUGGGAGUUCAUGAGAGAAAACCAGAGCAAGCUUGCAUUUUUAUUUGGCAUUGAUGAUCAUUGGGGACCACUGCAACUCUUUGAAGAGAUUUCAAAGCAGGCCCCUGGUACUUCCUUAUCUAUUGAGAGGGAAGGUCACACGCACGCGUUCUGCUGCACUGUGGCUGGCUCGGUAUGGGUUGCUCAGCACGUAGCCACUCUGAUCAAGAACCGGUUUACGCACCUCCAGUAAAUGUAAAUUUUCCUGACUCUUUCUUAAACCAGAUAAAACGGUCUGUAAAUUUGCAUUCUCAACGUAUCACAACGGGCCGAGUAAGAGGCGGUGCAAAUUGGUUCGGCCCAAAUAAAUGUACUUUGUUCAAUCACAAACGCAAAACAUCUUCAUAAUUGAAUGCAACUGCAAGAGUUGCAUUAAUGUAACAAAUCGCGAAUUUAAGAGCAUUAGGUAAGAGGAGGAAAUUAGGGUACUGGAGUUGAAUGCAGCGAAUAAAAUUAGCUUAGCAAGGUUAG